AGCAGCUGUUCACACUCAGCAAUUAGCUCUGAGGAUCAGAUAAAGCUCCUCCUGCAGGUCAGUUUCCAUGUCACAGCUUUCUCACCUUUGGCUUGUCUGGUUGGGUCAUCUGCAUCAGAAUGAGGUUUCUAUGGAUUUCUUGUCUGCUCAUUGGAAGCAUCUCCUGUUUUCCUCAAGGAGACUGGGGAAAUUAUGCACCCAUGUUUUCAUCCUCUGGACAAGCUCCAACUUAUGAAAAACCUUCUGGACAGUCCACUGGAUAUUUUCCAAGUGGAAUGUACUCUACUGGAGGUAAUGUGUCUUUUUCUAAUGAUCAAACUUUUAGAGCAGAUAUUGGUGACUUAUCUCCUUCAGGCAGUGGAAGUCCUCCCAUGUGGUACUCUGCUUCCUAUCCUGAACAAGAGCCAGUCAAGCCAACUUAUCAGAGACCAGCACAGUCCAGUGGUCAUGGCAGCUACGGUGGUGUUGACAGCAGCUACUCUGGUUCUGGAUCUCAACAGUCUGGUUCCCAGGGCUCUCAGUCUGGAGCUCCAGGCAGCCAGCACCAGGUUGAACAGGAGAGCUGGAGCUCCUCAUCUAACGACGAGGAAGAGCCAGAGUUUACUCCAGUGAGCGAGGAGGAUCAAGUGUACGCUUCCAAGACUCGCUCUCGCUACAACCAGAAACGGCUGCUGUUCAGUCAGUUCCGCUACACCCCAACAGAACCCCGUGUUCCUCAAGAACCAGUGUUCCCGUACCCCAGCAAGUCUCAUCAGGGCAAAGGUUCAGCCAAAGGAAGCCGCUAGGAUCUGAGGGCCACUCGUGCUCUUUGCAGCUACUUGGAGAGCAAAUGUUUUCUACAGCAGCUUGUGGUUCUAGAGUUUGCCUCAAUAAAGAACUUGGGACUUAA
Messenger RNA from Oryzias latipes (Japanese medaka), 889 nucleotides. RefSeq lists its product as uncharacterized. The record is from RefSeq and is a predicted model, not a curated record. Lineage: Eukaryota; Metazoa; Chordata; Actinopteri; Beloniformes; Adrianichthyidae.